Aphis gossypii (cotton aphid) is the source of this 2798-nucleotide messenger RNA. Its product is annotated as WD repeat-containing protein 61. Gene Ontology annotation, cellular component: Cdc73/Paf1 complex. The transcript is spliced from 2 exons. Bases 208 to 1179 code for a protein of 323 amino acids. Gene Ontology annotation, molecular function: protein binding. Lineage: Eukaryota; Metazoa; Arthropoda; Insecta; Hemiptera; Aphididae. The record is from RefSeq and is a predicted model, not a curated record.
AAUAUUUACAAAAUACAAAAUUGCGAUUUAUGUUACAAAAACCGAUUACCAAAGAAACUAACAUUAGAGUUAGCAAUUAAAGUUAAAAGUUAUUUCUUUGACGAGUGUUUAUUUAUACUGUUUAAUUGUUUUUUAAUGUUAUAUAUGUUAUUAUUGUAUAAGUAGUUUGUAAAUUGUAAAUCAGUUAAAUAAUUUUUGUUUUAUCAAAUGCAUACGUUAGCGUACAAACAUAAUAAUGCUCACGAAGAUAGUAUUUGGGCAUGUGAUUGGGGUGAAUUACGAACCACAAAAACUAUAGAUCGAGACGAUUUUGAUAAAGGUGACGAGUCUGACGAAGAAGUACAAGAACUUUCAACCGAUUGUAUAGUUACCGGUUCCAUUGAUGAAACUGUGAAAAUAUGGAAUUAUGAUAAGGCCACCAAUCUCAAUCUGGACAAAACUCUUAGUGAACAUACACUAGGUGUAAUAUCUGUUGCACUGAAUUCAGAUGCAUCAAUUAUUGCAUCAAGUGCAUUAGAUUCCACAUUAAUGCUAUGGAACACUAAGACAGGAGAAAAAAUAAAAACAUUCUCAAUAGGACCUGUCGAGUUAUGGACUAUUGCAUUUUCACCAGAUGACAAUUAUAUUAUUUCUGGUAGUCAUUGUGGUAAAAUUAAUUUGUUUGGAGUAGAAACUGGGAAACAAGAACAAACAUUUGAUACUAGAGGAAAAUUUACAUUGAGCCUAGCCUAUAGUCCAGAUGGUAAAUACAUAGCUUGUGGUGCUCUAGAUGGUAUCAUCAAUGUCUUUGAUGUAUUGUCUGGCAAACUUACUCAUACACUAGAAGGACAUGCAAUGCCAAUUCGAUCAUUAUGCUUUUCAUCAGAUUCAAAAUACUUAUUAACAGGAGCAGAUGAUGGUCAGAUGAAAAUCUAUGCGGUUCAUCAUGCUGAAGUAUUGGGAACUGUAUCUGGUCAUGGUUCAUGGGUAUUAAGUGUGGACUUUUCUCCAGAUUGUAAAAGCUUUGUUUCGGGCAGUGCUGAUAAUACGGUUAAAGUCUGGGAUGUAGGCAACCGUAGUUGUUUAAAUACCUUAAAAGAACAUAAAGACAAAGUAUGGUGUGUGAAAUAUAACUCAACUGGAGAUAAAAUGGUAUCAGUAUCUGAUGAUGCAUCAAUUAAUAUAUAUUCAUCACUUUAAUAAUUUAACUAGCUUCCAGUGUAAAAAAAAAUUACAGUAUUAAUAAUACUGACUAAUUUUUAUGUAUAUAAUCUAUAAUAAACAAUAUACACCUAUUACAAAUGUUAUCAGUGUAAAAAUUGUAAUUUAAUUUAGAUCAAUAUAAAGUUAAGUGUUUACACAAUUGCCUUAUAUGUAUCAUUAUUUUUUUUUUUUUUAAUAUCAACCAAAAACUUAAUCAAUUUUGCUUGAAAAUAACCUUAUUAUAUUAUAAUGUAUAAAAUGAAAGCUUCUGUUUUAUAAUUUCAAUUUUACCUACCUAUCAUAUUUUGCAUAAUAUAUUUAUUCAUAAAAAGUUAAAACAAAUUAGUUUUUUUACAAUUCAGUAAAAACAUGUUUUAAAAAAAAGCAUUUGUACUCAAGUAAAGAUACACAAGAGUAGGAUUAUGUAUUUUUAUAAAGUGUGAUUCAAAAUUAUGUUUUCACUCAUUUCUUCCUUUAAUAAUUAAUUAAUCUUAAUUAUUAUUUUUAAAACUAUUAACUAUACUAAAUACCCUUAAUAACCAUAUUUUUAAUUUUUUAGAAAAAAAACUAAAAAAGUGUUUUACAAUACAAUCUUUUUUCAAACAAGAACCAACCUUUUUUUACUUUAAAUUGUUAGGCCUGUGAUUAUUUUUUUAAAUCGAAAUUUAAUGGGUAUUUUUUAAGUGAUGUAAAUAUAUAUAGCAAGUAUAAUAAUCCUUAAAUAUGGUUUUACAAAAAUAUACUAUAGAUGUAAUAAGGAUCUAGCCAAUCAUUACAAAUUAUAAAUGUUGAUAAUUGAUGAUUAAUAUUAAGUAGUAAAAUUUUCAAAUUAUUGUAACCUCUAUUUCCUAUUAUUAUUGUAACCUACUUGACACUUUUAUCUUUAAUGAACAAGAAAACUAAUCACUAAAAUUUCUACUUAGACUCUAAAUAUGUCAAAAUCUCUCCAAAUCAAAUCCUUUUUAAUUAAAUACAAAGUAGAUAUCUUUUUUUUAACAUUUUAAAAAAAUUGAAAAAAAUGAUGCACUUCAUUGUGCUUGCAUAAAAUGUUAUUUUUGAUGUUUGUUAUACAAGGUGAUUCUUUUAUCAAACAACACUCAUUAUUUCCAAAAGUAUUCAUGUUUUUGAAAAUAUUUUUUACAUAGUUUCAAAUUGUUAAAAAAUGAAUACUUUUGGAAAUAAUGAGUGUUGUUUGAUAAAAAAAUCACCCUGUAUAUCACUCUAUUAAGAACUUGAUAAUGUAUUAAUAAAUAAUAUGAGCUAACCUUCUAAUAUUUUAUCACCAGCAGAUACCUGAAUGUAUGUUUGUCAAUUAUUCAAUUUGCUCAAUAUGUAUUUAAUGUACUUUAUGUUAUUUAUGUGUAUAAUAAUUAGUAUGUUGAUAAUUGUUGGUAGUUCAGAGAUGUGGGGUUUAUGCUAAACAUUAUUAUAUUAUGUGUGAGACUUAAGUCUUUUUUCUAAAAAAGUAGAUAAUUUGUAACUGUAAGGUAAUGAUUAAUAUACCAACAUUUGAUAGUAAAAGGGUUAUCAAAUUUCUAAAAAAUCGUAACAAUUAAUUUCUAAAUAAUCCAAUCUAGUAAACUACAAAUAUCAAUAAAAAAUGUAGAUUUGAUUAA